This is a messenger RNA of Cercopithifilaria johnstoni, 738 nucleotides long. The record is from the annotation of a GenBank genome assembly. NCBI's taxonomy places the organism in Eukaryota, Metazoa, Nematoda, Chromadorea, Rhabditida, Onchocercidae.
GUAAAAGAGGCAAGUGUAAUAAUCACUUUUUAUUCACGUUUUGAAAUCAUGCAACGUGAAAUACGCUUAAACAAUGUGAACGCGCUGGAGGCUGAUCUAGUUGUACAAUCUUCCCCAUCUGCUGCAAGCAAAAUAUCACUUGAAGCUGAUUGUGGAGGUGUUUUGAGAUUAAAGAAAGUAAAGUCGGCAUCACUCACUGAAUUACGGUAUCGUGUUGAGUUAGACAUGAAUUCGGUAUUUUUGUGGCAAGAGUUGUUAGAUAAGUGUAAUAUCUCAGUCAAAAAUGCAAUCACAGGACAAUUUGAAUUAGUACCGGUAACUAUCGUUCUUCAUGGAGAUACUUCGAAAACUGUUUUACGUGCUUCUGAUCAUUUAUUGGGUCUCCUGCGAUCAUUUCUAGAGUCGACAGUUGUUCAUAUAUGUGCGUCACUUCUUACCGCCGGACUUCUCAUUGUUUUAAUAGCGAACUACAAAGGAUUCAGCCUUCCUUCUUAUUUCUUCGGCUCCUUUUCGACCUCUGAUUCUAAUGUCACGUAUGGAUCGUUUGGUAGUGAUUAUCCAGAACGGUGUCCUUCAUUAGCUUAUAAUAGUGGACAAAAUUUAUGGGAUUCACCAGAUAUGAGAUCAUUAUCCGGUCGAUCCAUUCGUUCAGCUGGAAGUCCAGGUGAACCGGUUCUUUGGAGUGUUGCGGACCGGUCGCAAACAUCACCAUACUUACGGAAGAAAUAUUGGUUGUGA